AUGUCUCUUGAUCCAUUUAAGCUUUCGGAUCCUCCAAUGUCAUCCUAUACUUUUGCCAUUUACCAUCGCGAUAUAUUUGGAAAAUCAAACUUCAAAGAUUUUGAAGACGAUAACAACACUAAAGAAGGUGGAAAUUCAACCUUCACACAACAACAAGUUGCACAAGGAGGUAAUAAGAUCCGCGAAAAGGUCCCAAAAACAACAGGCACAUACUACGCAAAUGGUGAGUAUGUUGCAUCUUUUUUGCUUGGCAGUAGCGAAGUCAGAAGUUUCUUGCUAAUAGAUAGUGAUAGUGAUUUACUUUGGUGGCAAUGUGGACCAUGUGAGGCAAAGUGUUACAAACAAAAACAACCUCUAUAUUCUUCUACUACAUCCAAAACAUUUCGAAAAAUCGAUUGCUUUCGAAAACCUUCAAGCUGCAUGAUUAAAAACCCAAAUUUACAUUGUGAUCAAAAUAGUCAUGAGUGUAUCUAUGAUUUAAAUUAUACUGAUGGAUCAAGAACACAAGGUAUUUUGGCAGAUGAUGUGAUUACUUUUGUAUUAGACCAUCUACCUGUUAGGGUUACAUUUGGAUGUGCUCGAGAUUAA
Molecule: messenger RNA, 588 nt
Organism: Solanum dulcamara
Lineage: Eukaryota; Viridiplantae; Streptophyta; Magnoliopsida; Solanales; Solanaceae
Product: protein ASPARTIC PROTEASE IN GUARD CELL 1-like
Exons: 1
Coding region: 1-588 (195 amino acids)
Biological process (GO): proteolysis
Molecular function (GO): aspartic-type endopeptidase activity
Source: RefSeq, a predicted model, not a curated record